Molecule: messenger RNA, 773 nt
Organism: Cherax quadricarinatus
Lineage: Eukaryota; Metazoa; Arthropoda; Malacostraca; Decapoda; Parastacidae
Source: RefSeq, a predicted model, not a curated record
CAGCCUGGUAGGGGUGGGGGAUAACAAGUGUUGGGGAGGGUAGUGUGUGUGGCAGGUGGUACAGUAGCUCACCUCUCACUACCAACGCGACCUCCCCAACACCCACACACAUACCCCACCUAUACACAUUACCAUAUAAACCACCAAACUAUAUUAGCUACCUACACAGAAAAGUAAAAAUCUCUCGAUUAUCAGUGUUUACAAGUGAAAAAAAAAGCCUACACAAAAUUGAACAUAUUUCACGUGAUAUCAUUGCCUAUAGAAAAAAAAACUACAUUAGGCUUCCUGGUUUUCACAAGUGCUACAACUUAACCAAAUUUCCGUAAUAUGGUUUUCUGCGGCGUGGACCCCAACAGGAGACAAAGCCGGGAGCUGGAGAAGAAGAUCACAGCCUGGAUGAAAGACUACAAGAAAGCCAUCAAAAUUUUGUUACUAGGUGCAGGAGAGUCUGGCAAGACCACCAUCAUUAAACAGAUGAAGAUUCUUCACAUCAGUGGCUUCUCUCCAGAAGAGAAGCGGGAGAAGGCGCAGGACAUCCGCAACAACAUCCUGGAAGGCAUCACCACUCUAACAAGGAAUCUGGACGAGUUAAAUAUAGAACUGGAGCAAGAGGAGAACCAAGAGGCCAAGGAUUAUAUCCUCGGUAUUGACCCUGAGAACUUCAACUUCCCCGAGGAGUUCUAUGUCUACACUAUGCAACUGUGGAGUGACGCAGGGAUCCAGGAGGUGUACAGCCAACAACACAGGUUCCAGCUCAUAGACUGCGCCAAGUA